GGGGACCGGAAACAAAGCCUGUAAACAAACGCGUUGCUGGUUGGCUACAGUAUGAGCACACGUACUGUGCACUGAAGCUAAAUAAAAUGUUUAAGAACACAUUCCAAAGCGGUUUUUUGUCUAUUUUAUACAGCAUUGGAAGUAAACCACUUCAGAUAUGGGACAAGAAGGUCAGAAAUGGUCACAUCAAGAGAGUCCCCGACAAUGACAUACACUCUAAUGUGUUGGAAAUCGAGGGAGCAAAUGUGAGCACCACUUAUAUAACAUGCCCUGCAGACCCCAAGAAGACACUGGGCAUCAAACUUCCUUUUUUGGUCAUGAUCAUAAAAAAUCUCAAGAAGUAUUUCACCUUUGAAGUUCAGGUGUUGGAUGAUAAAAAUGUCCGGCGGCGGUUUCGAGCCAGUAACUACCAGAGCACGACCCGGGUGAAACCCUUCAUCUGCACCAUGCCCAUGAGACUGGAUGAUGGCUGGAACCAGAUCCAGUUCAACCUGUCAGACUUCACCAGGAGGGCCUAUGGGACCAAUUAUACCGAAACGCUCCGUGUACAGAUUCACGCAAACUGUCGCAUUAGGAGGGUGUAUUUCUCAGACAGGCUGUACUCAGAGGACGAACUCCCAGCAGAGUUUAAACUCUACCUGCCUGUCCAGAAUCAGAAGGCUAAGGUGAGGAACGGCCAUAUCAAGAAAAUGACAGACAACGACAUCAACUCAACAGUGCUGGAGGUCGAGGGAGCAAACGUCAGCACCACCUAUAUAACGUGUCCCGCAGACCCCCAGAAGACCCUGGGCAUCAGGCUUCCUUUUUUGGCCAUGAUCAUUAAGAAUCUCAAGAAGUAUUUCACCUUUGAAGUUCAGGUGUUGGAUGAUAAAAACGUAAGAAGGAGAUUCCGAGCCAGUAACUACCAGAGCACGACCCGGGUGAAACCCUUCAUCUGCACCAUGCCCAUGAGACUGGAUGAUGGCUGGAACCAGAUCCAGUUCAACCUGUCAGACUUCACCAGGAGGGCCUAUGGAACCAAUUAUACCGAAACGCUCCGUGUACAGAUUCACGCAAACUGUCGCGUUAGGAGGGUGUAUUUCUCAGACAGGCUGUACUCAGAGGACGAACUCCCAGCAGAGUUUAAACUCUACCUACCUGUCCAGAAUCAGAAGGCCGCAGUUAGGGCACAAUAG
Molecule: messenger RNA, 1175 nt
Organism: Menidia menidia (Atlantic silverside)
Lineage: Eukaryota; Metazoa; Chordata; Actinopteri; Atheriniformes; Atherinopsidae
Source: the annotation of a GenBank genome assembly